AUGGCACAACCAGUCCAAUUGACUGCUCCUAACGGAGUCAGUUACAGCCAGCCAACAGGCCUCUUCAUCAACAACGAAUUCGUCCCCGCCGCGUCCGGCAAGACCCUGACCACCGUGAAUCCCUAUGACGAGUCUAUAAUCGCAACAGUUUCCUCUGCCGGCCCGAAAGACGUUGACCGUGCCGUCGCGGCCGCUCGCCAGGCGUUUGCCUCAGAAUGGCGCGGCCUCACCCCCUCUGAACGCGGGCUCCUGCUCCUCCGCCUUGCGGACCUGUGUGACCGCGACAAGGAGAUCCUCGCCACUAUCGACGCAUGGGAUAACGGGAAGCCGUACGAGCAGGCACUGGGCGAGGACAUAGCCGAGGUCAUUGCCGUCUUCCGGUACUAUGGCGGGUGGGCCGACAAGAUCCACGGUUCGACGAUCGAUACGGGCGAUGCGAAGUUCGCGUAUACGCGACAUGAACCCCUCGGGGUGUGCGGGCAAAUCAUCCCGUGGAAUUAUCCUGUUAUGAUGGCCGCGUGGAAAUUAGGUCCUGCGCUCGCGUGCGGGAACACCGUUGUCCUCAAGGCCGCCGAGCAGACGCCUCUCUCGGUGCUGUACCUUGCGACUCUGAUAAAGGAAGCUGGCUUCCCGGCAGGCGUCGUUAAUCUGCUGAAUGGCGAAGGGGCCAGCGCCGGCGCCGCCAUCGCCGGCCAUCCUGGUGUCGACAAGAUCGCUUUCACUGGGAGCACAAACACCGGGCGCGUCAUUAUGAAGGCCGCUGCGGGCAAUUUGAAAGCGAUCACUCUAGAGACAGGCGGCAAGAGUCCGCUUCUCGUAUUUGAUGACGCAAAUAUAGACCAGGCUGUCAAAUGGUCCCAUGUUGGUAUCAUGAGCAACAUGGGCCAAAUCUGCACGGCCACUUCCAGGAUAUACGUCCAAGAGACGAUCUAUGAUACCUUUGUCGAGAAAUUCAAGCAGUACACGAUCGAGAACAGCAAGGUCGGGUCGCAAUUCGACCCCUCCGUUACUCACGGCCCUCAGAUCUCCAAGGCGCAGCGCGACCGCAUCCUGAGCUACGUGCAGUCGGCCAAAUCCGAAGGCGCUCAGCUGGUACUCGGUGACGAGCCUGUCUCUGAAAAGGGCUACUUUGUCCCACCCACGAUCUUCAAGAAUACUACGCGGGAGAUGAGUGCCGUCCGAGAGGAGAUAUUUGGUCCCUUUGUCGUCAUUCAGUCCUUCAGUACGCAGCAGGAUGCGAUUAACAAGGCGAAUGACACUGAGUAUGGGCUUGGGGCGGCGGUGUUCACGGAAAAUAUCACGCGGGCUCAUCGCGUUGCGGCCGCAAUCCAGGCAGGCAUGGUGUGGAUCAACAGUUCUCAAGACUCGCAUUUUGCUAUCCCCUUUGGCGGGUACAAGCAGAGUGGGAUUGGUCGGGAGUUGGGUGAAUACGCUCUGGCAGCGUAUACGCAAGUCAAGGCUGUUCAUGGCAAGUUCUCCCUUCCUCUAGAAUUCAACUUAGGAACCUGGCUAUAA
Molecule: messenger RNA, 1515 nt
Organism: Aspergillus nidulans FGSC A4
Lineage: Eukaryota; Fungi; Ascomycota; Eurotiomycetes; Eurotiales; Aspergillaceae
Exons: 6
Coding region: 1-1515 (504 amino acids)
Molecular function (GO): oxidoreductase activity; aldehyde dehydrogenase (NAD+) activity
Source: RefSeq, a predicted model, not a curated record